UCAAGACGUAACGCGCCCGGCAGUGGCGUUUGUCGCGGCGCGAAGCCAUGAAGCUCGCGCUGCUGUUGGCCUCUUUGGGGUGUUCCUUUGCGCAUGAGUAUCCCCAUUAUGUACCGGCCUGUGGCAGCUGUGGCACUGCAGAAGCAGCUGCAGAUCAAGCUGCUAGGGAGCACAAGUCCUUGGCCGAACAGGCGGACGCGGCCUCUCGAGCGGCGGCCGGUGAAGCCCACGCGCUGGGCCUGUCCGCUGGGUACCAGGCGCAGUAUGCCGGAAAGGCAGCCUUUCAGGUCUACCAGAAGGCCCAAAUGCCUUUGGCCAGUUGCAGCUAUGAAGCAGCGAAGGAGGCAGCUGACACUGCUAAGGCCAAUGGUUUGGACAUCGAUGCGCAGCUGAAUGCCGGUGCCGUCACAGCGGCCUUGUCUUUGGCGUCAAUUGGCCAAAGCGGCCAGCAGCAGGCAGAUGGAGCCUUUGCAGCUGCGAAGGCUUUGACCCAAGAGUUGCUGCCGGCCUCAAAGCAAGCGGCGGCGUUGGAUACUCUGGAUGGGCCUAUUAGCUUCAUUACUGGGGUCCUCCCUACCGGGCGGUGGCACCCUGGACCAGGCUCUCUUGGAACACCUUCCAGCCCUGUAAAUGAAGAGCCACUUGCUCCAGCAGCCGCGCCAGUUGAAGAGGUAGUGAUGGACAUCAACAGCGACGUCUCGGGCACAGCCCUCCGGGAGCGGGGCUUGCCUGGAUGGGCGUGGUUCUUCAUCUCAUUCGCAGUGACCUGGCGGGAGCAUCUCGGGUUGUUUGGCUUCUCAGAUUUGAUCCUCCCGGUCAUCUUGGUCCCGAUGUGUUGCAUGACCCUGUGACCGAGAAGAGAUCGCUUGGUGGCCGCUGGCCUCGCUGGCUCUGUGAUUUUCUGCUACAGAAAUAUGGGCGAUUCUCGCGACAGCUCUUUGCUGGAAGAGGACGAAGAAGAUGAGCUGGAGUGAGUGGUGAAGCGAUCAAAGCGAACGAACAUCCGUGGGACGUUCAUUCACACAGCAGAGAACAUGACCGUGACAUGAAC
Messenger RNA from Durusdinium trenchii, 1051 nucleotides. The record is from the annotation of a GenBank genome assembly. NCBI's taxonomy places the organism in Eukaryota, Dinophyceae, Suessiales, Symbiodiniaceae.